AUGCUCCGUGACUGCUUUCUACACCCCUCUCUCCUCGGUCCCUCCGUCCCUCCCUCCUGCUUCCCUCGACCCUCUGCCUCGUGCAUUCCUCCCCUAUCAUCCCUUCCUCCCCUAUCAUCCCUUCCUCCCCUAUCUCCCUUCCUCCCCUAUCAUCCCUUCCUCCCCUAUCAUCCCUUCCUCCCCUAUCAUCCCUUCCUCCCCUAUCAGCCCUUCCUCCCCUAUCAUCCCUUCCUCCCCUCUAUCAUCCCUUCCUCCCCUCUAUCAUCCCUUCCUCCCCUCUCUCACCCUUCCUCCCCUCUCUCACCCAUUCCUCCCCUCUCUCACCCAUUCCUCCCCUCUCUCACCCAUUCCUCCCCUCUCUCACCCAUUCCUCCCCUCUCUCACCCAUUCCUCCCCUCUCUCACCCAUUCCUCCCCUCUCUCACCCAUUCCUCCCCUCUCUCACCCAUUCCUCUCUCUCAUCUGUCCUCCCGUCUCUCAUCCCAUCCACCCCUCUCUCAUCCCUUUCUCCCCUCUCUCAUCCCUCCUCCCUCCCCUCUCAUCCCAUCCCCCCUCUCUCUCCCCUCCUCUCUCAUCCCUCCUCCCCCUCUCUCCUCCUCCCCCCCUCUCUCUUCCCCCCUCUCUCUCGCAUCUUGUCCCCCACUAUCCUCCUCUCUCCCCCCGUCCUCCUCUCUCCCUUUCUCCCCCGCUCUCCCCCUACCCCCCUCACUCAUCCCUGCCCUCCCUUCUCCCUUCUCUUCUCCUCAUGUCCCCGCCUCCUUUCCCUUAUUUCCCCUCUCCAAUCCAACCCCUCGUUCCCUUCCCUCCGCCCCCCCGUUUCUCCCUUUUCUUCCCCAUUGCUCUCGGUUUCCCCCAUUGUGUGCCUUCAUUUCCCCCACUGCUACCACUCCUCUUCCCCCCCCUUCUUCCCCUCCUUUUCUCCCCUGUUGCUUGUCCUCUGUUUUGCCUGUGCCUUUCAUCAAUCUUCCCCCUGCUUGCACCCUCUCAAUCCCCUGCGUUCCCUCCCUUCCCUGUUUCUAUAUUCCCACCUUCCCUCACGUGA
Messenger RNA from Closterium sp. Yama58-4, 1041 nucleotides. Lineage: Eukaryota; Viridiplantae; Streptophyta; Zygnematophyceae; Desmidiales; Closteriaceae. The record is from the annotation of a GenBank genome assembly.